Molecule: messenger RNA, 531 nt
Organism: Letharia columbiana
Lineage: Eukaryota; Fungi; Ascomycota; Lecanoromycetes; Lecanorales; Parmeliaceae
Exons: 1
Coding region: 1-531 (176 amino acids)
Source: RefSeq, a predicted model, not a curated record
AUGAAUCUUGGCAUACGCACCGAGUUCCACAUGACUUUUACAUCCAAAGCCUCUCGACUACAUUGCUCAAAGGCCCGAGCUCCCCUCUUCCAACGACAGCAUUGGAGUAGCGGCACUCCUGCAGACGGAGCCAUGAAGAUCGAUUUGCAAAAGACGAGGCCCGCAAGACCGUUGCCGAACCUUUCGAGGAUGACGGAUUUGGGGAUUGUGCACGGGGAUGCAGUGCAUCUUGAGGUGGGGGGUGGAGAUGACGAUGGGCAGGAUCUUGAGGUUCGGGGUAAAGACGAUGAUGAGUCGGGGCAGAAGAAGGACGUGGAUACGGGUGAUGAGAGUGAGAGGGAGGAAAGAGGAGGUACAGCUGGAAAAAAUAGGUGGGUGACGAAGGGUUGCGAUGAAGGAAAGCGGAUCACCGAGCAGUCCGCCAAGAUGUGUCUGACGGAGCUUCAACGAGGCGUACCACUUGAGGCCACCAGAUUGAUCCUCACCGUAGGUAACUUGUAUAUUGACAGCGUUUCUGAGAUGUUUCCUUGA